CAAAACUAAUCUGCACCACCGACAUCCUUUAAGCUGACCAGCCAAAUUGAGCCGCGAGCUUCGGCCGCAAAAAGACACCUCUGUUAGAUCCAACACGAAUUGAUCGUGCAGAGUCAUCUCUGCCGCGCCGGCAAUGUCUUCCAAACGCCUCUCCCCGACCGCAAACCUUCUGCGGACAUCGCGAUUCUUCGCUUUACCAAAUCCCUUACCCCGUCCUGGUCACCAUGAAUUGACCAGUUUCACGUCCGUUUUCCACUCCGAUACGGCCACAUUGCCUCAUCCAACCCAUCCUGCUUUGGCCACUCCCGAUUCAUCACUAUCCAGAGGAGACUGGGGCCUUAAGAGAAAUUUCCCGCUCCGGUCCACGACGAACACUUCUACUCCGACAAUCCGGGUUGAUGCCGUCGAUACCCUUGAGCAUAUUAGUGCAUUCGAAUCUGCUACCGACCACGUCCUGACUCUGAAGAAAUGGCAGGACAUGAAUGUUCCCAUUUCCGUUGCUCCCAAGCCCGGGAAAAGAGCUUCUGGCCCUGUCGCAGAACCUUUGAAGAGUGUCUUUGAAUCAGAGCGUCACGGCACAGAUUCUCAAGGUCGUCAAGCUUUGCAGAUGGAACAACGAUGGAAGUUCAAGGGCCCAUGGCUGCCCGGAAUGACUGAAGGAGAGUUCAAAGAGUACGUUGAGAAGGAGAUUCGACGACGAAAGCCCGAAUUUCAGCAAUACCUCCGGAAACACGCAACAGAUAAGAAGCUCGCGGAAAAGAGACGUCAGGCCCUUGACAAUGGCGACGAUCCGGCCACAAUUGAGGCGACGCCGAUCACAGAGGCCGAAUUUGAGGUGUAUGUCAAGACUCUCCGCGAUGAUGUCACGACCACUUCAACAUUGAGCGCUCUCAUCAACAACUUCCUCGAUCUCCCGGCUCCGCCGAAGCCGCCAACCAGCGUAAGCUGGAGCAAGCUGGACGACCCGUCGUCUAACACGCUUUACAGCCGAGCUGCGCCCCCGAAGACUCAUCCUUCGGCAGGUCUGUCAUACCUUCGCACAUCAUCUCACAUCUACAACCAUCCCGUCCUCGGACCCCAGGCCCGUCCUCCGCCCGUGGAGGCACGCAUUCUCGAGCCUCGCAAGUCCGCAACAGGACAAAGCACUCGCGCCAAGUUUGGUGUCGGCGGUGUUGUUACCGACGAUGGUCUCGAAGCCAGCUUCCGAGAAGACUCAAGGCGAAUGGAUGGAGCUACCCCUGGCCUAUCGAGUUUCGACCCGUCCAUUCCUGGUGGAGCUAAGAUCUGGGUUCACCCUAAGACUGCCAACAUUGACUCGCAAGGCCGCAUCCGACUCUCUGUUGACCGAGCGACUCCUAGCUCUGUUAGCAUUCACAAGGGUAUUCUGGACGAGAAGAGGGAGCGCCCGCAGAUUCCUCGCCUUUUCAAUCGAAGGAUGGAAGAGCUCGUCUCGAGUCCCAAGGCCUCUGGCUUUAAAGGUCUGAUUGGAAACAACCGAGGCAAUGCGAGACAGGCCGAGAGUUCGUCUCAGAAGAGUGACAAGAAGGUUUCAUCUUUCAUUGACGAGCUAGGUGAUUUGAUGAGUAAAGACCGGUAAAGCGCAUGUGGUACACUUCGAGGAACAAAAGGAACAGAGUUUGCAUCAUUAGAAUAUAGCUUCAGCGACCGUUUUGUACAAUAGUUGUAUAGCUUAGAGGCGUAUAUAGGCAUAUUUAUCUCAUUUCAUGUAUUACAUUCCGUUGAGCUUGAAUAGUCACCUAGGUAGGUGCAAACAGAAGCGGAGAGCGCCUCAGCAAGACGCCCGAAACCUCAUCCCCGGUCGCCAAAACGAUUAAACAUUAUCAGAUUGAUCUAAGAUACGCGAGUG
Xylona heveae TC161 is the source of this 1867-nucleotide messenger RNA. RefSeq lists its product as hypothetical. The transcript has a single exon. Bases 134 to 1597 code for a protein of 487 amino acids. Gene Ontology annotation, cellular component: mitochondrial small ribosomal subunit. Gene Ontology annotation, biological process: mitochondrial translational initiation. Gene Ontology annotation, molecular function: structural constituent of ribosome. Lineage: Eukaryota; Fungi; Ascomycota; Xylonomycetes; Xylonales; Xylonaceae. The record is from RefSeq and is a predicted model, not a curated record.